AUGCCCAACCGUCUAGGAAUCGGGUCCAUGUCCCUAGGCCGCCCCGGGAUCCACGACUUGCCCACCAAACUCCAUCAAGCCUCGCGGCAUGGCUACCAAGGCAUCGAGCUCUUCUUCGACGACCUCGACUUCCUGGCCCGUUCCAGCUUCAACGGCUGCCUCAUCGCCGCCGCGCACGAGGUCCGCCGGCUCUGCGACACCCUCCGCCUCUCCAUCAUCUGCCUGCAGCCCUUUCUCUUCUACGAGGGUCUCCUCGACCGCACCCAGCACGAGCACCUCGUCACCGAAAAGCUGCCCCAAUGGUUCCUCCUCGCCCGCAUCCUCAACACAGACCUCAUCCAGAUCCCCUCCAACUUCCUCCCGCCAGACCCGGCCACCGGCGAGUCCCGCACCACCGGCCAUCUCCCCACCAUCGUCGCCGACCUGCAGCGCCUCGCAGACCUCGGCCGCGCCCAGUCCCCGCCCGUCCGCUUCGUCUACGAGGCCCUCGCCUGGGGCACCCACAUCGACACCUGGGAGCAGGCCUGGGACGUCGUCGCGCGCGUCGACCGCCCCAACCUCGGCCUCUGCCUCGACACCUUUAACCUCGCCGGCCGCGUCUACGCGGACCCCGCCGCGCCCAGCGGCACAACCCCGCACGCCGAGGCCGACCUGCACGCCUCGCUGCAGCGGCUGCGGGCGCGCGUCGACGUCGCCAAGGUCUUCUACCUGCAGCUCGUCGAUGGCGAGCGCCUCGCCGCCCCGCUGGACGCGCACCACCCGUUCCACGUGCCCGGCCAGCCCGCCCGCAUGAGCUGGUCGCGCAACGCCAGGCUGUUCCCCUUCGAGCCGGAGCGCGGCGGCUAUCUGCCUGUGCUGGAGGUGGCGCGCGCGUUCUUCGAUCUCGGGUUCGAGGGGUGGGUGUCGCUCGAGCUGUUCUCGAGGACGCUGGCGGACCCGGACCCCGCCACGCCCGAGGCUCAUGCCAUCCGGGGGUAUCGGUCGUGGGUGAAGUUGGUGGAGGCGUUGAAGCUGGAGGUGUCUCCUGCGUCUGUGUCUGCGUCGUCGUCAUUUGCUUCGGGUGCGUCUGAUUCGUCGGCGUUGCAGCAUCGUUUGUAA
Messenger RNA from Aspergillus thermomutatus, 1098 nucleotides. RefSeq names its product sugar phosphate isomerase/epimerase family protein. The record is from RefSeq and is a predicted model, not a curated record. Bases 1 to 1098 code for a protein of 365 amino acids. The transcript has a single exon. Lineage: Eukaryota; Fungi; Ascomycota; Eurotiomycetes; Eurotiales; Aspergillaceae.